UUACCAAAUCCAUAGAACCACAAACAAAAUAUAUAUUUACAAAGAAGUUCUUGACAUUGAUGGAUACAAAUAUAGCCAGAAGUGAGAAGUCAAUACGCAUCUAGUUCCUUUUAGUCAUAAGCGACAACAGAGAGAAGAUGAAGUAUAACAAUCUGGGCAAUAGCGGCAUCCUAGUGUCCGAAUUAUCGUUCGGAUCAUGGGUGACCUUCGGAAACACAACCGACUCUACCUUGGCCUUUGAUUUGAUGAAGAAGGCGUAUGAGGGAGGAAUCAAUAUGUUUGACAAUGCUGAGGGGUACACUGCAGGUAGUUCCGAGACAGUCAUGGGAGAUGCUGUCCAGCAGGGUAUCGAGGAGGGUGUCUGGGAACGAUCUGACUUGGUGCUUACCACUAAGAUUUUCUUCGGUAUCAAGGCCGGCCCCAAUGCCCGCGGCUGCUCGAGAAAGCAUAUUGUUGAAGGCACCCAAGCUGCACUCAAGCGAAUGAAGCUGGACUAUUUUGAUCUGGUCUUCUGCCACAGACCCGACCCACGCACGCCCAUUGAGGAGACUGUACGUGCCAUGAACCACAUCAUUGAUAAGGGCUGGGCGUUCUACUGGGGCACCAGUGAGUGGGACGCAACUCAGAUCACGAAGGCUUGCGAAGUUGCCGAUCGUCUGGGCUUGAUAAGGCCGGUUAUGGAUCAGGUACAAUACAACAUGUUCCACCGAGACAAAGUGGAGCGCGAUUACCAACCCCUGUAUAAUGACUACGGAUACGGUCUUACCAUUUGGUCGCCUCUUGCGUCGGGCAUUCUGACAGGGAAAUACAGCGGCAACAAUGUUCCAGAGGGAUCACGUCUUGCCCAAGAAGAAUACAAAUGGUUGAAGGACUCAAAGUUUGUCAAACAGGCCGACCAGAUUACGCGAACAGACAACUUGAAACCAAUUGCCGAGGAAAUCGGCUGUUCGCUAGCGCAGCUCGCAAUUGCUUGGUGUGUCGCCAAUCCUAAGGUGUCUACCACGAUUCUGGGAGCGACGAGUGUCAAGCAAUUGGACCAGAAUCUUGCAGCUCUGGACUACGUUGAGAAGCUCACGCCCGAUGUCAUGACUCGCAUCGAGGAGAUAAUCAAGUCAAAGCCGGCGGUGGAUGAAAUCUAUGUGCAGACUACGGGCUUGCGAUCAGGACCUAAUUAUUAGUUCAGCGGAACACAUGAAAAUAUUCCAAUGUACGUUGCAAGAACACCAUUUUUUUUCAGUGAGCUAAAGGAAUAUUUUCCAAGCCUUAAACAAGUCUAUAUAUGUCCUAUAGGACUCAGUCUACCAAAAAGGUUGGUAAGCUUAGAUAAUUCUAGUGGGUAGAAGAGGCAUGUCGCGCAUCUGCUUUCUUUAUCCAUAAGGGGUGGUCGAACUGGGGGCAACCUCCCUUCCCUCAAGUCCUUUUUUGGAACAUAGAAAUGAUGUCUAGAUGUCCUGUAGUGGACAACCCCGCCGAUUAUAAUUUCAUUGGCUUCCGGCUAUAGCCGAUACAAGUGUAUAUGAGCAAGAAUUUUACCUUGCUAGAAUAAUUUAUGGAAUUCGUCUUGUGGUUGAAUGGGUGCAAACUUCUUGGUACCCUUUCAAAUUAAAAACAUCAUUCCCCAAUAGUAUUAGAAAUUAAAAAUUAACUUUCCAUCGA
Molecule: messenger RNA, 1656 nt
Organism: Sphaeroforma arctica JP610
Lineage: Eukaryota; Ichthyosporea; Ichthyophonida
Product: voltage-gated potassium channel subunit beta
Exons: 8
Coding region: 138-1178 (346 amino acids)
Source: RefSeq, a predicted model, not a curated record